AUGGCGUCUGCUAUCAUUUCGAAGAAGAGGAAGUUUAUUGCUGACGGUGUCUUCACUGCCGAGCUCAACGAGUUCUUCACCCGUGAGCUCGCUGCUGAGGGCUACUCGGGCUGCCUUGUGCGUGUGAACCACGUCCGCACCGAGAUCAUCAUCCGUGCUACCCACACCCAGGAGGUGCUCGGUGACAAGGGCCGCCGCAUCCGCGAGCUCACCUCGCUCGUGCGCCAGCGCUUCCGCUUCCCCGAGGGCUCGCUCGAGCUCUACGCCGAAAAGGUGCAGAACCGUGGUCUCCACGCUGUUGCCCAGUGUGAGUCGCUGCGCAACAAGCUCCUCGGUGGUCUCCCCGUCCGCCGUGCCGCCUACGGUGUGCUCCGCUUCGUGAUGGAGUCGGGUGCCAAGGGUUGCGAGGUCAUCAUCUCGGGCAAGCUCCGUGCCGCCCGUGCCAAGUCGAUGAAGUUCAACGACGGUUUCAUGAUCCACACCGGUCAGCCCGUCAAGGACUUUGUCGACGAGGCCGUCCGCCACGUCCUGAUGAAGCAGGGUGUGCUCGGUAUCAAGGUCAAGAUCAUGCACGGCUGGGACCCCGAGGGCCGCGUUGGCCGUCCCUUCCCCCUGCCCGAUGCGGUUACCAUCCUCGAGCCCAAGGAGGACGUGCCCGUUACGCAGCCCAUGUCGGAGUCGCGCAACGCGCCCACGCUCGAGCCCCCGUCGGCCCCCGUCUCGCAGGAGUUCGCUGCCGAGCAGCUCCAGCAGCACAGCGAGGCCGCCUACACUCAGGGUGGCGUGCCGCAGCCCGCUGCCUUCUAA
This is a messenger RNA of Malassezia japonica, 807 nucleotides long. RefSeq names its product 40S ribosomal protein S3 (gene RPS3). Gene Ontology annotation, biological process: translation. The transcript has a single exon. The record is from RefSeq and is a predicted model, not a curated record. Gene Ontology annotation, molecular function: RNA binding; structural constituent of ribosome. Lineage: Eukaryota; Fungi; Basidiomycota; Malasseziomycetes; Malasseziales; Malasseziaceae. Bases 1 to 807 code for a protein of 268 amino acids. Gene Ontology annotation, cellular component: nucleus; cytosolic small ribosomal subunit.